CCCACCAAUAAUUUCUCUGCACAAAAAAGUAGGCCAAAAAGAAAACCAAAACCCAUUCCCCAUGAUGGGAUGAAAACCACCUUUUAGCGAACUCCAAAAGUUGGUAUAUUCUAUUCCCAUUUUAGCCCCACAUUUUUUGCACUCAAGUUCUUUAGAGUAUCCUCAAUUCCUCAUAAAUUCAGAAUAACAAUUCUUGCUUAAAAGACAAAAACUGGUCUUUUUUCAAGAAGCUAAUUUCGAUAUACACAAUCGCCCUUUAGAGUAUGACAGUGGGCCGCUAAAGGAGAUGGAAUUUUGGCCGGAAUUUCUAGCGAGCAGCUGGGGGAAAGAGUUCGUAGCCGGGGGAUUCGGCGGCACCGCCGGAGUAAUCGCCGGGUACCCGCUGGACACGCUUAGGGUGCGGCAGCAGCACGGCGGCAAAGGGUCGGCUUUGCAGAUCCUCCGCCGCCUUGUGGCCACCGAUGGCCUCUUGGCCCUUUACCGGGGCAUGGCGGCGCCACUGGCUUCUGUUACUUUCCAGAACGCAAUCGCUUUCCAAACCUACGCCAUACUCUCCCGAGCAGUCGACCAAAGCCCCAAAAACGAGCCUCCUUCCUACAGAGGGGUAGCCCUUGGCGGCAUAGGCACAGGCGCAAUACAGAGCCUUCUCCUCAGCCCAGUCGAGCUCGUCAAAAUCAAUCUUCAGCUAAAACAACACAAAACCUGCAGUGGCCCAGUUGACGUGAUGAGAAGCAUAUUCAGGGCAGAGGGCCUAAGAGGCCUAUAUCGUGGGCUGACCAUAACGGGCCUCAGGGAUGGCCCGGCCCACGGCGUGUAUUUCUGGACAUAUGAGUAUAUGAGGGAGAAGUUCCAUCCGGGCUGCCGUAAAAAUGGGCAGGAGAGCUUUGGGACGAUGCUUCUAGCGGGCGGGCUUGCAGGGGUUGCCAGCUGGAUUUGCUGCUAUCCGCUGGAUGUGGUGAAGACGAGGAUUCAGGCGCAGUCUGCGUUUGGUAAGUAUGAUGGGAUUGUGGAUUGUUUUAGGAAGAGUGUGAGAGAGGAAGGGCCCGGAGUGCUGUGGAGGGGCUUGGGGACGGCUGUGGCCAGGGCUUUUAUUGUCAAUGGGGCGAUUUUCACGGCCUAUGAGACGGCUCUCAGCUGGGUGAAAGAAUUUGUUGCCGGAGGAUUUGGAGGCACCGCCGGAGUUAUUGCCGGAUAUCCGCUGGACACGCUUAAGGUACAGCAGCAGCACCACAGCAGUGGGUCGGCUUUGCAGAUCCUCCGGCGCCUUGUGGCGAGCAAUGGACUCCUCACUCUUUACCGGGGCAUGGCAGCACCUUUGGCAUCCAUAACUUUCCAGGUUCUCUCUUUAUCUGUGCAAACUUCUCUUUCUCAAUCCCACCAGAAUGCAAUCGCUUUCCAAACCUACGCCAUAUUCACACGAGCAGUCGACCCACAAAACCCGCCAUCCUUCAGAGGGGUGGCCUUAGGCGGCACAGGCACAGGCGCAGUACAGAGCCUCAUCCUCUGUCCAGUCGAGCUCGUCAAAAUCCAUCUUCAGCUACAACAACAACAGGAAAAUGCCCACAUCCACAGCCACAGAGGCCCACUAGACGUGAUGCGAACCAUUUUCAAGACCCAAGGCCUUAGAGGUAUGUACCGUGGAUUGACCAUCACACUUCUCAAGGAAGUUCCGAGCCAUGGGGCAUAUUUUUGGACAUACGAGUACAUGAAGGAGAAGUUACACCCUGGCUGCCGUAAAAAUGGGAAGGAGAGUUUAGGGACAAUGGUCCUGGCUGGGGGGAUGGCUGGGGUUGCCAGCUGGAUGUGUUGUUAUCCGUUGGAUGUGGUGAAGACGAGGAUUCAGGCGGAGUCUGCGUUUGGUAAGUAUGAUGGGAUUGUGGAUUGUUUUAGGAAGAGUGUGAGGGAGGAAGGGCCUGGUGUGCUGUGGAGGGGUUUGGGGACAACGGUGGCUCGGGCGUUUAUAGUCAAUGGGGCUAUUUUCACGGCAUAUGAGACGGCUAUGAGGUAUCCAGCGUAUGCCUACUGGUCGCGCGUUGAUUGCCUGGUCGACCAGUGCGUGGUGUCAGAUUUUUCCGAUGGGUCUCGAACUUUCUACAAAGGUCAUCCCGCCACCAUCGACUCCAAGAAUUUUCUAGAACACAACCCCAUAGCCAUUGUCUAUCUAUAUUCUCCUCCUUUCUCCCCAUUUCCUUCCCACCAAGGAGCACUGCCAUUUGAAACACCCAGCUUGAAGCCGCACCGUCUGAUCUCGAUCACUCCAGCAAUGGCCGACGACAACGCCGUCACGCUCUACAGCAACGCUGCCAUCACCGACGCCAAGAAGAACCCCUUGUCCAUCAAGGUCGCUGUAGCCCAGAUGCUCCGCGGCGGAGCCGUCGUCGAGGUGACGACCCUGGAUCAGGCCAAGAUCGCCGAGUCCGCCGGCGCGUGCUGCGUCGUCGUCUCCGAUCCGCACUUGGCGGGGAUCUCCCGCAUGGCGGAUCCUUCCGUAAUCAAGGAAAUCAAGCAAGCACUCUCGAUCCCCGUGAUGGCGAAAGCUAGGGUUGGGCAUUUCGUGGAAGCGCAGAUCCUCGAGUCGAUCGGCGUCGAUUACAUCGACGAGAGCGAGGCCCUGGCCGUCGCCGACGAGGAUCACUUCGUCAACAAGCACAAUUUCCGCGCCACGUUCGUCUGCGGGUGCCGGGAUCUGGGGGAGGCUCUGAGGAGGGUCAGAGAAGGGGCCGCUUUGAUUCGGUCGCAAGGGAAUCUCAACAGAUCUGGAAAUAUUGCAGAGACCGUGCGCAGCGUGAGGAAGGUGAUGGGCGAGAUUAGGGUUUUGAGCAACAUGGACGAUGACGAGGUUUUCACCUUUUCGAAGAGAAUUCAAGCGCCCUACGACAUUGUUGCUCAGACUAAGCAGAUGGGCCGCUUGCCGGUGGUCCAUUUUGCUGCGGGAGGAAUAGCAACUCCGGCGGAUGCUGCACUGCUGAUGCAAUUGGGCUGUGAUGGGGUUUUCUUGGGCCCGGAGGUUUUCGACUGUUCGGAUCCUUAUAAGAGAGUUCGGGCCAUUGUCCGGGCUGUGAGGAAUUAUAAUGAUCCUUUGGAGCUGGCGCAGGCGAGCAGUGGUUUGGAGGACUCAAUGGCAGGAUUGAAUCUCGGUGAAAAUAGGGGAGCUUAUUGA
Messenger RNA from Striga asiatica, 3160 nucleotides. The record is from the annotation of a GenBank genome assembly. Lineage: Eukaryota; Viridiplantae; Streptophyta; Magnoliopsida; Lamiales; Orobanchaceae.